Messenger RNA from Cavia porcellus (domestic guinea pig), 1014 nucleotides. It is a transcript of the gene Josd2, whose product is annotated as Josephin domain containing 2. Gene Ontology annotation, biological process: protein deubiquitination. Bases 260 to 826 code for a protein of 188 amino acids. NCBI's taxonomy places the organism in Eukaryota, Metazoa, Chordata, Mammalia, Rodentia, Caviidae. The record is from RefSeq and is a predicted model, not a curated record. Gene Ontology annotation, molecular function: cysteine-type deubiquitinase activity. The transcript has 5 exons.
CUGUAUUUCACAGCGGCCACGGGGCACUUCCGGGCCAGGCAGCCUGGACCUCCCAGAGAGAGCGCAAGAGUCCGGCGGCGGCCGUCGGGAAUCGUAUUGCGAAGCGCGCGGGUCGCCGGGAUCUGUAGUCCGUCCUGCCAGUCCGGUCAGCGCGGUGUUGCCCGCCCCGGGCUCGGAGCCCAGUGCCGCUGCCCAGGGGGAUGCGGAAGCCCCCGGCUCGGGGAAGCGGAGAUACAGGCGGGCAGGAGCCGAGGGCAGCAUGUCCCAGGCCCCAGAGGCACAGCCAAGCCCACCCUCCGUGUACCACGAGCGGCAGCGCCUGGAGCUGUGUGCCGUCCAUGCCCUCAACAAUGUCCUGCAGCAGCGGCUCUUUAGUCAGGAGGCUGCCGAUGAGAUCUGCAAGAGGCUGGCCCCAGACUCCCGGCUGAACCCGCACCGCAGCCUCCUGGGCACCGGCAACUAUGACGUCAACGUGAUCAUGGCGGCCCUGCAGGGGCUGGGCCUGGCUGCCGUGUGGUGGGACAGGAGGAGGCCCCUGUCCCAGCUGGCCCUGCCGCAGGUGCUGGGGCUCAUCCUGAACUUGCCCUCACCCGUGUCGCUGGGGCUGUUGUCCCUGCCACUACGCCGGCGGCACUGGGUGGCCCUGCGUCAGGUGGGCGGCAUCUACUACAACCUCGACUCUAAGUUGCAGGCACCAGAGACCCUGGGAGACGAGGAUGGGGUCAGGGCCUUCCUGACGGCUGCCCUGGCCCAAGGCCUGUGUGAGGUACUGCUGGUGGUGACCAAGGAGGUGGAAGAGAAGGGUUGCUGGCUGCAGAGUGACUGACCGACCAACCAACCACAGGGCCGGCCUCAGUGCUGCCUGGUGCUGCACUUGCGACCACAGCCAGCCUGAGUUCAAGUGCCGGGGAAGGACCUGCACGGCCAGGGAGACACGGUCCCUCCCCCUCGCCAUAUUCCCCACCGCUUACACCUACACCGCUGCUGCCUCAGUAAAACUGCUGAUCUGCACCA